GCAGCUCCACUGAUUUAUUCCCUCCAAGACGACAAGCUUGAUCCCAAAUCCCGAGCAAUGAUGUCGAACGUCGGCUCCGAGUGCCUGCAGGGCUGCGAGGUGGCCUGUUCCCAGCCCUGUGCCUACAGCAGGAGCCUGGAGCCCUGCGUUACCUCCUGUGGAGAUUCCAGAGCCGUGGUGUUCCCUCCUCCCGUGGUCCUCACCUUCCCGGGUCCCACCCUCAGCACCUGCUCCCAGGAGAGCGUGGUGGGAUCGUCCCAUCCCAUGGUUUUGGGUGCUUCCAUCCCAAGCAUCUCUGAUGAGUCCUACGGGGUCGGGGGCUCCUUUGGGGCUGGGAGCACGGUGGGGGUGGGACCCUCCUUCGGAUCCGGGGGCUCCUUUGGCUACGAGGGCUCCUCGGGGAUCAGGGGUCCCUUUGGAUAUGGGGGUUCCUUUGGUUACGGAAUGCAGAAUUCCCGCGGGUCCUGUGGCUACAGGGGCGUGCUGGGGGCGAAGGGCUCCUUUGGGUCUGGGGGUGCCUUUGGCUACGGAGGCUCCUCGGGAAUGGGGGGCUCCUGGUACGGCCGGAGGUCCCACAGCAGCCACCGUGGAUCCUACCUGGGGAGCCAGAGCUCAUCCUAAAGCCAAACAACCCAGAGGAUGAAAACCCGGGAUCCAGAUCCAUGGCCAGGCCUGGAAUUCCGAGGCUGCUCCCUGAAAACCAGGCCCACAUCUCUUCCUGCUGUGCCUCAUCUUCAAUCAAACACCGUUCUGUGGGAUGACAUCUCUCCUGGAACUCUUUAAUUAAUCUUGUCCUGUGUCCUUUCUGGUGGGGUGGAAAUGCUUCAGAAUUCCAUGUGGGGUUUUUUGUAAAGGCCCCGGCUUCACCUUGUGGAAUGGCUUCUGCCACCCACGGGGGUGGCCUGGCUGCCCUGGGACCACCCACGAAUUGCUCUGUUUUGUUUUAUUUCAUUUACUUUACCCUAAUAAAAAUCUUUCCAAAUUGCA
Messenger RNA from Vidua chalybeata, 987 nucleotides. RefSeq names its product scale keratin-like. The record is from RefSeq and is a predicted model, not a curated record. Gene Ontology annotation, cellular component: intermediate filament. The transcript has 2 exons. Bases 58 to 621 code for a protein of 187 amino acids. Lineage: Eukaryota; Metazoa; Chordata; Aves; Passeriformes; Viduidae. Gene Ontology annotation, molecular function: structural constituent of cytoskeleton.